CAGUUCAGUUCAGUUCAGUUUCGGUUACGUUACGGUGUCUCGGCUUCCGUCCCGAUUUCGGUUGAGUUUCGGGCACCGCCUGGCGCCGAGCACCGAGCACCGAGCACCGAGCGCCAAGCGCAUGCAUCAAGUGUAACAUUUGUUCAGUUUCAGUUUUUCCCGGGAACUCGACGCAGCGUGUUGUCUUGGCACCGCUAAGCCAGCGCCAGAGCCAGAGCAACAGCCACAGUCAGAGCCAAAACCAAGAACCAGAGCCACAGAAGCAGAGCAUCCAUACAGACGGAGCCACAGUGAGAGCCGAAGCCGGAUCCGGAGCCAGAGCCGAGCUCAGCAUCUUCUGGUUCUAAGAAACAUAAUUUUUUGGUUUUUUUUUUUUUUGGAGAUCAAUUGAAAGAUUGUUUUUUGUGUUUUUGUGAGUGCAACUAAUUAAGAGUAUUGUUUUAUGAACAUUAACUGAAAACCAAGGAAAGCAAACAAACGGAAAAGCAAUCCGUUGCCGAAAAGAAAAUUUCACAGGAAACCCACACCCCCAAAAGCAGGUAAACACGAAAAUUGGCGAGGAAAAUUAUCAUCGAGUCACGUAAUUAAAACGAAACGUAAGACGAGCAGAAAGAAGAAGCAGCAGGCGAGUAGCAACAGGCAAAUAUUUGCAUACCACUGGAAGAGCGAGAAAAAGAGAGAGAGAAGGAGAGAGUGUGCGAAGGAAAACGCUAACGGGGCUAAUAAUAAACUAAGGCCCAACUACCGCGUUAGCGUGGCCAUAACCAUUGCCCGUUACGACUACAAAUACAUUUACACUUACUGCUGAUAAUAAAACGUCGCGUCGUGUCGCACCGCAUCGCAAGCAGCACCAAGCAGAGGAAAGCAGGCUGCGAAGCAGAGUAAUAGCAGAGGCAAGCAGGCUGCGAAGCAGAGUGAUAGCAGAGCCAAGCAGGGCAAAGCAUAGCCAAGCAGUGGGCAGAGGAACGACAGCGGCAGCGGCAACAAAGUUCCUGCUGUUUAUGCAAACGCCGACAGCCAGCAUAAAGGCACACUAAACAGAAAGAGAGCCGAGUGUGAGAGAGACGUCGACGUCGACGUCGUCGUUGAGACGUUGAUUUACGGCCUGCCUGGGGAACCAGCAGCAGAGCAGCAGAGCAACAGAGACGGACGCCGCAACAGUCAAAGCGACAGCCAGAGCCACAGCGACAGCGGCAGAGACAGAGACAGCAGCAGGAUGCGUGGCCGUCACUUGCGUCGACGCUUCAGCCUGCAGCCGUCCUUCAUGAAGGAUGACAACAACGAGGAUAAGCCGAAGCGUGACAAAGUGGGCAGGACCAAUGUGGUGGACGAUGCCAUCGGACCGGCCAAUGCCCGCCACAAGAUCGUCGUCAUGGGCUCCGCCAAGGUGGGCAAAACGUCGAUAAUCACACAGUUUCUAUACAACACAUUCAGCCCAAAGUACAAGCGGACCAUCGAGGAGAUGCACCAGGGCAACUUCUCCAUCGCCGGCGUCAGCCUCACCCUGGACAUCCUCGACACGGCCGGCUCCUACGAGUUCCCGGCGAUGCGCGCUCUAUCGAUAUCCUCGGCGGACGCCUUCAUCCUGGUGUACGACGUCACCGACAGCAGCACCUUCGAGGAGGUCCGCGCCAUACGCGACCAGAUCCACGAGACGAAGGCCACCACAGCGGUGCCCAUUGUGGUUGUGGGCAACAAAAUUGAUUUGCUUGCCGACGGCCAGACAGAGCGUGAGGUGGAGUACGCCACCACAGAGUCGGUGGUGACAGUCGAUUGGGAGAACGGAUUCGUCGAGGCCUCGGCCGCCAGCAACGAAAACGUCACGCAGGUUUUCAAGGAGCUGCUGACCCAGGCCAAGAUCACCUACAACCUGAGUCCGGCUCUACGGCGUCGCCGCCAGUCGCUGCCCCAGCAGAUCGGUAACAACGGGCCGGGCACCCCGCUCCACCAUCAUGGCCAUGGCCAUCAUGGCCACCACCAUCACGGCGGGGCCGCUGGGGGAUCAGCCUCCGGAUCGGCCUCCACAUCGGCGGCAGCGGCGGCCGGAGCUGCCGGUGGCGGCCAUGGCUCGCAUGCUCCGACGCCGGCACAGCUGCAACACCUGCAGCGCAUCCAAGAGCGGAGCAUGGGCGCCAAGCGCAACUCGUGCACCAUCUCCUAAGAAUUUACGAGUACGGGUAGUUUCGAACGAAGGCGAAGUCCAACAAAGAAUACAAUUAUAUACCAACUGAAGCUAAACUAAACGGUCUCCUACAAACGGUUUUCAAUAUUUCUCCAAUAAUACACUCAGAAUCAGACUCAGAAUCAGAAUCAGACUCAGAUGAUGAUUGAUCUUAACAAUACAAUACAAAUACAAAUACAAAUACAAAUACAAUACAAUACAAUACGAGGGUAAAUGAAGACUCUCGCCUCAAACGUACCUUGCUAUCUAUGUAUCUAUGUAUCUCUCUUGCUCUCUUCCGCUAUUAUCGCUCCAAUUACCAAUUACGUAGUACCUAUCCCAGUACCAGCCAUGGUUUUUUAUUGGCAUCUCUUCUGCCUCUGGUUUCCCACUCUCAGCGCGAAAUAUAGUACUUACAUACAUAUACAUAUACUCGUAAUCAAAUCAAAUGAAUGUUGUAGACCAAAGGUAAAUCUCUAGACCCCAAUAUUAGACCAUGAAAUUUACUCAUUCACAAGCAAGACUAACCAUAAAAACAACCCGACGUAAAUGUCCCCGGACCGAGAGCCCUUAAACCGUGAACGAACUCCCGUAACGUAACGGAGAUGGUUGAGGGCGAUCGAAGGCAAAAGCAAACUUAUCGUCUUUUAUAUGUGUCUCUGUGUACCUUUUAGCCGUGUUUGUGUGUCUAGUUGCAGCUUCCUUUUUCCACAUGAUGCAGGAACAUAUAGCGUUAUACAACAUAUAUACAUAUAUAUAUACAUAUAUACCCCCGUAUACCGUAUACGGUACAUACAUAUAAACGUACUUACAAUACAAUAUAUAGUAUCUGUGUGUAUAGAUUAGUGCUCGAACCCCAUUCCAUGUACCUAACACAGCGCAAGCGUAUUUUUGUAGACAAUAGGUCGAUAGAUCUGGGUUUCUCUUAUCGGCGCCAGUGUUGAGCAGCGUAAAGCAGUGUUGGAAAUGAACGCAAUGAAAGACGAGAGAAACUUCAACAGAAACAGUACCAGAAAACGGAACCGAAAGCAAAUGCAUAGUUAAGAAGUCUUUUCGUUUCUUUGAAAGGGUAAUAUACCAAAAAAAUACAAAAAAAAAUACCCAACACACACUCUUAUCGAUAGGAUUAUGUGCGUGUAAGUAGUGAUUUUUUGUUGUUUACCGUUAGCUAGUAGCUAGUAGUGUUGGCUAAUUGUGCGAGCCUGGCGAGCGCAUAGGGCCACGAGGUCGAGAGAGAGUCGAGAGUUCGAGGAUUAAGAAAAAACAAAGGUUAAGAUUGAAAACGCAAUGAAAACACCAAAGACACCAAAAGCAAAUACAACUGAAUAAUGAAUAAUGAAUAGAGAUCUAUAUAUAUUAAUAUACCUAUGUAUAUGGAGAUGUUAAAGGAUGAUAGUAUUUAGGAGAGCAUGUUAAGGAUGGUUCAGAACGGACGAGCGGACGAACGGGCCAAAGUGAAACGAAGCUAUAAAUUCUAUAUGUAUACAAAAGUACAUGUUACAUUUUUACAUACAUACAUACAUCAGAAUACCAACACCAUUACAUUGCACAUAGAUAUACCCAUACCAUAAUUCUAGCGAGAUUCGACACAAACAUUGGCAAAAUACCACAAAUACAGAGAGUUAUAUUUACAUUGCAAGGGAAUACUACAAUAUAAUAAUAAUACAACCAAACCCCGACAAAAAAUCAAAAAACCAAACAAAAAACCAAAUCUUUAACGACAUAACAUACUAAAGUAAAACUUAAACUUAAACUUAUAUUGAUAUCGAUAUCGAUGUGUUGCUUAACGAAAUGCAAACCUUAAAGAAUUUAUGUAAUUGUUUAACUCUAACAAAUCGUACAAUAUCAAGUAGAAAGCAUGCAUUCGUAUAUCAGAAUAUACUAUAUACAUAGUACAUACAUACACAUAUACAUAUAUAUCUGUGCAUGGGGGGUGAGAGGAUGUUUCAGAAGUCCAUGGCAUGCCGAAGCUUCCGAUACACUUGCAAAGUCCAGCAGAAAUAUUCCGCUAAAUGAUCUCAAAUUUAAUUUUUUCUCGUAUGGGAAAGGGGACGGAAGCGGGAACGUCCACGAAAUGCAUACGUUUCCGGUUGAAAUUCUGAUACUUGGUUUCCAUCAUAGUAAUGUUUAUUUUCGGAAACAUGCAGCUAAAAAGUAACCUAUUUUACUAUUUACAAAGCUUAGAAUAGGCACUUACCAUAUAAUUUAAUGAAACUCGAUCCGAACUGUUUCCAUCUCUCUGCAAUUCAAGGACUCCACUUGAGGUCUCCAGCUUCUUUGCAAGUGUAUAGGCCAUCAAAUUCGAAUGUCAAAAGCGGAAUCCGAAACAGGCUUUUGUGAAUGAUCUAUCAUUAUGGUAUCGUGUAUGUAAAUUAGCUCGCAUUACGAUUGAUUUAGUGGGGGGGGAGGCGCACUGCGGAUGAAUAUCCUUCAAAGCUGGAAGUCGAAUUGGAAUUGAAAUCUCUCUUACCAGGCGACAGGAGACGCAGUGCGUGCGGGCGUUUAAACUAAGUGAAAGCAAAGCCACGUAGAAUUGACUAAGAUGUUAGCCAGCCCUAGAGGAACCGGCGGUACAAGAGAGUAAAGGAGAACUUCUGGAGAACGACUUGUUGCCGGAAAGGAGCUUAAGGUUGUGUCUGGUUCUACUACUUGGAAGAGUACCUUUUUCCCCCAGACCUAGGCUUGGUCCUGGUCCAUAAUUUUCCUCUUUCUCCAUUUCGGGGAACUCUAUAUCAAAUAUAUAUUAGAUAUAUAAGCAUAAGUACAUACAUACAUACACAAAUACUCGUAUGGAUGACGAUGGCUCAGAACUUUCGCCUUGACUUGUGCAUGUGUGCAAUUGGAUUUCUUUGGUUCCUAGACGCGUUCCGAUUUGGCCAGAACCUGCAGCUGGAUGUCUUAUAUCUAAAUAUAUAUUAUACAAAUACAUAUACAUAUGCAUAUGCCGUAUACAUACAUUAACACAUAUGUAUAACACAUACAUACAUAUAUGUACAAUAUGAGUAAUUAUAAAUGUAAUUAAUAAACGGAGAGACGAACCGGAAAUAAACGCAACGGGAGAUGA
This is a messenger RNA of Drosophila pseudoobscura, 5225 nucleotides long. RefSeq names its product ras-related protein Rap-2b. Lineage: Eukaryota; Metazoa; Arthropoda; Insecta; Diptera; Drosophilidae. Gene Ontology annotation, molecular function: GTPase activity; GTP binding. The record is from RefSeq and is a predicted model, not a curated record. Bases 1217 to 2161 code for a protein of 314 amino acids. The transcript has 6 exons.